Acanthamoeba castellanii str. Neff is the source of this 1251-nucleotide messenger RNA. Its product is annotated as origin recognition complex2, putative. Gene Ontology annotation, cellular component: nuclear origin of replication recognition complex; nucleus. Lineage: Eukaryota; Discosea; Longamoebia; Acanthamoebidae. The record is from RefSeq and is a predicted model, not a curated record. Gene Ontology annotation, molecular function: DNA replication origin binding. The transcript has 8 exons. The coding region runs from base 1 to 1251 and encodes 416 amino acids. Gene Ontology annotation, biological process: DNA replication.
AUGGACCACGACGAGGAGAGGUUUCAAUUUUGUUCGCUUGAAUCAGAGGGCGUGCAGGCGAUUCAGCCCAGCAUUGAGGUUGUGCGGCAGUGGCACAGUGAAGGCAAUGGAAAGGGGCGUAAAAGGAAGAAGAAUACACAGCCCCAACUUGGCGUGGACGACGAUGAAGGCGAGGACUACUUCGCGUUUCAAGCCAAACCAUCCAAGACUACUAAAUCUAGCUUCAAGGAUUUGAGCGACAAGGUCCUCAUCAAGGCCUUCAUCGAGGGCGUUCCGGAACAAGCCAGGAACACAGAGUAUGCCGAGCAUCGCGCCCUCCUCCAUAAGGAGCUCAAGAAAUCGUUUCCCAAAUGGAUGCACCAGAUUCAGUCGGGCUUCAAUCUCCUCUUUUACGGCUUCGGCUCGAAGCUCAAACUACUCGACGAGUUCGGCAAGUCAAUGCUCUCUGCAUAUCCGCUAGUCACGGUCGAGGGCUACUCCCCAACCACCACUGUUCGCAACCUGUUGACGAUGAUUACUCAAAGCGUGCUCGGCGUCGUGCAACCGAUGCCCGCCGAACCCAUGGACCACUGCCGAGUGCUCCAAACCAUGUUCCAUAGUCAGGCCGCGGCAAGGGCUGCGCGGGCUGCCAUCCCCGAGGACUUGUUCAUCAUUGUACAUAACAUCGACGGCCUCGCGCUCCGAAGUCCAGCCGCUCAAUCGGUCCUAGCCCGCCUCGCCUCCAUACCACAGAUUCACAUGUUGGCGUCUAUCGAUCAUGCCUACGCCCCACUACUGUGGAACCACAUCAUGGUCGGCCACUUCAAUUUUGCAUGGCAGGACGCCACGACUUUCGAGCCCUACGAGCACGAAAGCGAAGCCAACCUCGCCCUCUACAAAUCCUUUGGCAAGAAUGAAGUGCAGUCGGGUCACAAGAGCGUGCGAUCCGUACUCAACUCCGUGCCGGCCAAUGCCAAACGCAUCUUCAAGCUCCUGGCCAACACACAGCUCCAAAAGAUCAAGGAAAUGAAGGAACUCGGCGGUCGAGGUGCGGCACGAAGGAAAGCCAUCGCGCUGGCCGAGUUUUCAACGAUGUGCGAGCAGAACCUGCUCGCAGGCGGGCGCGACGCGCUCAACACGCACCUUCGAGAGUUCUUUGACCACAAGAUCGUCAAGAAGGUGGGCCAGUCCGGCGAGGAGAUGCUCUACGUCGACAUGUCCGAGAAGGAGCUCGUCAGCGUACUCCAGGAGGACCUCGCCAAAGUCGACUAG